GUCGCGUACUCCCCCGCCAUCUCCUCCCUCUCCGCAUCAUUCGACAGCGCGAUACUCGCCGCCAACCCCAACGCCAAGCUCUCCGUCACCUACUUCUCGCCCCUCGCGUCAGUCUCCUUCGCGCCCUCCUCCCCGAUCGCGGUCGCCUCGCUCGCGCCAUUCAGCCAGGGGCCCGGCAACACCACCACGCUCGCCUUCCGCCUCGUCGUCGACGACGCCUACGUGGGGCCCGACGACGCAGCGCCGCUCAAGAGCGGGGGUGGAGGAGGGGGCACGGUCGAGGUCCAGGUCAGGCUCAUGGCCGUCGCGGUCUUCGACAGAGGGGGCUGGCGCACGCGACGGAGGGUCAUGAGGGUCAUGUGCGACGGCGUGCAGGUGGUUUUCCGCGGGAAGAAUUCCACUGAGGCAGCCUUCAAUGGGCCGCCAAGGCGGUGUGAUGUCGUGUUGUGAAAAGGAUCACCAUCCAUGUUUGUUGACUACCUGGGAUGCUGAUCAGAGGGAGAUCAUUCCAUAGGUAUGAGAAGCUAACUGGCACUACAAGAAGUUGAUCAACAUUGAUUUGAUGGGGUAAUAGCUGGGCAAAUAUAGCUGGCUGUAGUAGAAUACCGAGCGAGAGAAGUCCAGAAUGAUUAUGCUUAGUGGGAAUAUGACCUUUGUAUCUAUGAUGGUUUCAGUAUGAGUGGUUGUGCAAAUUUAUGGCAAGAAUGUUUGUGCAUGGUGGUUAUUCUACACGGUGUGGGGGGUUCAGGGAACUUUGUACAUUGAGUUAGUGCUUGAAAACAAGCUCUCUGGUUACAUGGAGAUGGAUGCCGGAUUGUCACUCAUAGUGCCCAUUUGCUGUCCUGUUCAUGUGCGUCACCUUCCUUGCACCAGGAAGACUACAUUGUCCCUGAAUACAGCAACUGUGGUUUGAAGAGUUGGUUUCUUGCAUUUGCAUAGAGCUACAACUUCACAUGUUAACACCAUUGAUCUAAUUGAUUUGGAGAGAUGGUUCCGUUGUUCAUCUAA
Messenger RNA from Setaria italica (foxtail millet), 1008 nucleotides. RefSeq lists its product as uncharacterized. NCBI's taxonomy places the organism in Eukaryota, Viridiplantae, Streptophyta, Magnoliopsida, Poales, Poaceae. Gene Ontology annotation, cellular component: plasma membrane. The transcript has 2 exons. The record is from RefSeq and is a predicted model, not a curated record. The annotation marks the transcript as partial.